Molecule: messenger RNA, 447 nt
Organism: Trichoplax adhaerens
Lineage: Eukaryota; Metazoa; Placozoa; Uniplacotomia; Trichoplacea; Trichoplacidae
Exons: 1
Coding region: 1-447 (148 amino acids)
Molecular function (GO): acyltransferase activity, transferring groups other than amino-acyl groups
Source: RefSeq, a predicted model, not a curated record
AUGCAAAAGAGUAUGGAAAUUUUAGAGGUGAAAGAACGAGAUCAGAUUAAGACGUGCUUUAAUGCUUUUAAAGAACUUCGCCCACAUUUAAAAGAUUCUACGUCUUUCGUAGAUCAGGUCAUCGAACAGCAAAAGCAGGGUUAUACAAUUGCUGCUAUAUUUGAUAAUAGCGAAUCUUCAUCAGCUGCAGCUUGUAUAGGGUAUCGUGAGAUAACUACCUUAGCCUGGGGAAGAUGUAUUUACAUUGAUGAUUUUACUACGCAUUCCGUGCAUCGAAGGAAAGGGUAUGGGAAUGCUCUGCUCAAGUACGUCAUCGACAUUGCGAAACGAAAUGGAUAUGACAUGAUUCACCUGGAUACUGGAUAUGGUAGACAUGAUGCACAUCGCGUUUACCUCCGUAAUGAUUUUCAGUUCAAAAGUCAUCAUCUCAGUCUAACUUGUGAAUAA